Neocloeon triangulifer is the source of this 1938-nucleotide messenger RNA. Its product is annotated as mucin-2-like. The record is from RefSeq and is a predicted model, not a curated record. The coding region runs from base 34 to 1857 and encodes 607 amino acids. The transcript has 2 exons. NCBI's taxonomy places the organism in Eukaryota, Metazoa, Arthropoda, Insecta, Ephemeroptera, Baetidae.
CUCAACCUAAUAGUCAUCACUUUGUGAAGAACCAUGAAAACUAUCGGGGUAUGGCCGCUUUUGAUAAUGACUAUAAUUGCCAUGGAAGUGCAUUCUGCAUACGGCAAAGAUGCGAAUCAAAGAUCUGUUGCAAGGCAGAAUCAGAAGGUUGCAGCAAACGCAAAGAAAACUAACGGCGCUAAAGCGAACAAAAACAAGACGAAGAAUCAGAAAAAGGUCAUUACGACUAAAAUAACUUCCAAGAAUCCAAAUAAAUCAAUUCUGCAAAAUAAGCCAACUGCAGCAAACCAGACAAACACAAAAAGACCUACCAGCGCCACAGCUAAGAAAGCUGCAAAUUCCGAAUUCAAGAUAAUUACUCGGAUAUCAACAAUUAAAAAAGUAGACGACUCAUUACUUUCGACGAAAAAGACUUAUUUAACAACCGAGGAAUAUAAAGUUCCGAUUAUUCUUGGUAAUAAAAUGUUGAAAUUUCAAACACCAUCCGUAGAAAUCGCAGAUCCAGAGACAACAAAAGAAACAGCUACGACAACCAAAAAGCCUAUAGUGACAGUGCGUGAAGUGUCUCCUGCUAUAAAUAAUCCCUCAGUCAUGGAGACAAAACCUCUCCCUGAACCAAUGAAUCCUUUGCUGCGUGGUGCUGUACCACCCCUUGCAGUGACCACUACUCCAGAGCCAACAACACAAACGUCUACGACAGCGACCAAGCCUACAGAACUAACGGUACCUUUAUUGCGUGGUACAACUCCAUGUUUAUUUGAUCUUCCAGCCGAGGAGUCAAACCCUCUUCCUGAAGCAAUGAAUCCUUUACUGCGGGGUGCUGCACCACCCUCAGCAGUGGAUAGUGUUUCAGAUACAACAAAACAAACAUCUACAGUUUCUACAACUAGAAAGCCAAUCUUGCCAGCAGUUAGCUUACUGCGUGGUGCUCCUCCAGUUAUAACAGAUCCUCUUGCUGAGCCAAUGAAUCCUUUGCUUAGAGGUGCUUUGCCACCCCUAGCAGUGGACAGUGUUCCAGAUACAACAAAACAAACAUCUACGAUUACCACAACUAGAAAGCCAAUAUUGCCAGUGGUUAGCUUAUUGCGUGGUGCUCCUCCAGCUAUAGCAGAUCCUCUAGCUGAACCAAUCAAUCCUUUACUCAGAGGUGCUUUGCCACCCCUAGCAGUGGACACAGUUCCAGAUACAACAAAACAAACAACUGUGUCAACCCAAAAGCCUGUAAUUCCAGCGUUCCUGUUAAUGCGGGGUGCUGCUCCUGUAAUAGAUCCUCCAGCCGAACCAAUGAAUCCUUUGCUCCGAGGUGUAGCACAACCCCUAGCAGUGGAAAGUGGGCCUGAGACAUCAAAACAAACAACUGUGUCAACUCAAAAGCCGAUAAUGCCAGUGGCAAUGUUGUUGCGCGGUGUGCCAGCGCCACCAGCUGUCAACAGUGUUUUAGAGACAACAAAGUCAACACCCGGUCCAUCAACUGCAAGUCUGGACGUCAGUAAGCCUCCAUAUUUUACCGGUUUUCCAGCUCCUCCUGCUCAGAAUCUACCUAUGAAACCGGUCAUUACCCUGCAGAAAGCUUCCCUUCCACUUUGGGCAAUGCCAGGUCCGGUAGCUUCCACGACCAAACCACCUCUUUCAAAUGACUCACAAGCGCUAAUGAUUUUCGAUACCAAUAUUGCAAAUACCACCUUCCAAAGUCAAAGCACCACCCGAAUGGCAAUCAACAUUCAACCGCUGAUGUUGCUCAGAGGCGCGGCUCCCCUGCUUCCAAUUUCAAAUUCUUCAGCUGAUUCUACCACCACUCAUGAAUCUACAACUUCUCGCGCCAGCGUUGCUUCAACUAAUGUCACAAACUCCCAAUAAAAUUAUUACGUCUUUAAAAUUUGCUAGCGGUUUUGGUUUAAAAUUUUUAAUGUUAAUAAACUGAAUUUGAUAAAAAUUAGU